Messenger RNA from Schistosoma spindalis, 2901 nucleotides. Lineage: Eukaryota; Metazoa; Platyhelminthes; Trematoda; Strigeidida; Schistosomatidae. The record is from the annotation of a GenBank genome assembly.
AUGAGUUGUGCUGUGGAUAUUUAUGAUACUGGACCUUAUUUCAAAUGGAUUACUUGUAAUAAUGUUGAUAUGAUGAAUGAAGAAAACAAUCGUAACAAUAAUGAUAAUAUAAAUUAUAAUCAAUUUAUGAAUUCAAUGCGUUAUACAAUACAAGAUCUUAUUCAACAAGAAAGUUGUAUUGGUUUAUCAAAUUAUCCAGUUGAUAAACCAUCACGUCUUGUACAAAUUGAAUGUCGUAAACCAGGAUGUCGUUGUGUACUUAAAAAUGAACGUGCUUUAGCUAUGAAAAUUAUUCCUGGUAUAACAUUGAUUCAAGCUGAAUGGUUAUUACCAAAUUCUAUUGUAUCAAGUAGUGAAAAAUCACGAUCAAAUCAUGUUUUUCAACAUGCUGUAAAUAAUACAUCUAAUAAUAAGAAUACUUACAAUCAGAGUUUACCAAACUUUAAUGAAAUUAAAUCAUCUUGUCCACAUUCUGUUGUUCUUACUUCCUGUUGUCCAUCUUGGUUCGAAUUAGUACGAAGAAAUGUUAGUGGACCAUCCGAUAAUGGACCACAAAUCUGUCCAGAAGUUCCUGUCUGGUCAAGUUGUAAAGCGGUUUGGCGAGCCAAACCAAAAUUUAUUCUGUUAAGAAAAGAUACUCAGUGUUUAUUUGCAACUAAUACUCAAUCACUUACUAUGAGUUCAACUGAACUACUUAAAAAGGAUGAUCGUUCCACUAUAACAUUAGAUGCAGAUAAUAUUGGUAUUCUUCAACCUGGAACUGUAUUACAAUUAAUUGAUUGUCGAUUAUGUCGUCUUUUACACAAAGAAGAUCAAAUUUCUUAUCGACUUUCUGCACGUCAUCGUUCAAAAACAGUUUCUAUGCUACAAUGUUCAGUUGUUGGUGGUAAAACAUUAGCUGCUUUAGCAUCAUCUAUUACAAAUUUAUCUUCUCAAGAUGCAUUAAAUUGGUUUAGUACUGGUCCUCGUUUAGUUUAUUUAUCUUUAGCUUCAAAAUCAAUUAUGUGUAGUCCAGUGAAAACAACAUCUACCUUUAGUGUAAAUAAUAAUUAUGAUAAUCAUAAUAAGAAUUCUAGUCAUAUUAAAUUAUUAAGCAAUGAAACAGAUUAUAACAUUUUUGAUAAUGGAGUUCAUAGUAUCUUAUCAUUAUUAAGUACAUAUCGAUUACCUUUAAUUACACGUCCUGUAGUUGGUUUACGUUCAAAUGAAUGGUUUUUUAUGGAAAAAUAUACAAAUCAUUCAUUAAUAUCAAAUUCAAAUUCUAUAAAUAUACAUUCAUCAUUAUUACAAAUAUUUUCAUGUUAUCAUGGUGAUCUUAUAUUUUUAGAACCUUUAUCUGAUUGUAAUAAAUCAAUUGAUCAAAAUCAAUCAUUCAAUGAAUCAAUAAAAAGUCGAUUUUUUGUAGUUACUACGGAUAUGUUAUUAAAUCAUAAUUUUUUAAUGGCUGAUUUAAAAACAUGUCAAAUAUAUUAUCAACAACUUGAAAUACAUGCAUUUAAAGUAUCACAUUUUUUAGCUGCAUGUCAUCCUGUUCAAAGUUUACAAUAUAUAUUAAAACAUUUAGAAGAUAUAACACAUUUAUCUAUUACUGGACCAUCAUAUAUUCCAUUAACUAGAACACUUGGACCAAUUACUAAACGUUUAAAUACAAUUUCUAUUCAAUCAGCUAUUUCAAGUAUAGCUGCUAUUGCUUCUUUAACUAUGCAUGAAGAAUCGAAUGAUAUACCAAAUGAUUUAUAUCAAUUAAAUGAAAUUCAACCAAAAAUAUUAAAUUAUUUAACAUUACAUAAUAAUAAUAAUAAUACUGUUUCUACUACUACUAUAACUACUACUAAUUAUAAUCAUAGUAGUAAUUAUCAUUCUAUGCAUAUAUCAUCGAUAGAUAUGAAUAAUUUAUAUCAUUCAACUAAUUGUUUAACUAAUAGUAAUUUACAUAUUCAAUCUAGUUUAUCAUCAUCAUUAUUUGCUAGUGAAGUUGAUGAAAUGAAUGCAUUAUGUGAUGAAAUUGAAGAUAUUUAUUUUUAUGUACGUAAUGGACAUUUUCCAAUACAAUCUCAUUCAUUAUCAUCUUUAUUACAUCAUAAUCCACAACAAGAACAACAACAACAACAACAACAUCAACAUCAUCGCCAUCAAUAUCAUCGUCAUCGUCAUCAUUGUGAUGAUGAAGAGAGAAAUACCUAUUUAAAUCAUUCAUCAGCGCCAAUUUCUCCACAUUUAAAUCAAUUCAUUAAUAAUACACAUAUUACAAAUCAAUAUCAAUCAAAUCAAAUAAUCAAUAAUCAAUCAUUAAUCAAUGAACAUAUUAUAGAAACUAAUCAUACAAUACAGAAUAAUAAAAAAUAUCAUAAAAGUUUAGAAGAUAAUUAUCAUCAAUUGAAUCAUUUUCCAGUGAAAAUUACUAGUAAAGCACCAAUUUUAUUGAUUCGUCCUAAACCAUGUCAUGAUUAUUAUUAUUAUCAUCAUCAUGAUCAAAUAGAUGAGAAUGAAAGAAAAGGGAUUACUCCAUUGACUAAUACAACUAAUCAACAAAAUAAGUGUAAUACUACUACUACUACUACUACUACUACUACUACUACUACUGCUACCACUACUACUACUACUACUACCACUAGUACUACUACUAAUAAUAAUAGUAAUACUAAUAGUCAAAAGUCCAGUUAUUUCAAUGUAUAUGAUGUGAAUUAUGGUAAUUAUUCAUUUACUGAAACACCUAUUACAAUGAAAUCAUUUCAUCAAUCUAUUCCACCAUUAUCAUCGAUUAGAAAUGAUCAUAUCAUGAAACCUAUUCAAAUAGUAGAUAGUAAAGCACAAGUCUUAUCACAUACUUUUAAACCAAUUACUACUACUACUAUUACUACUACUACUACUACUACUACUACUACUACUAUGAAUAAAUAA